Molecule: messenger RNA, 2999 nt
Organism: Eubalaena glacialis (North Atlantic right whale)
Lineage: Eukaryota; Metazoa; Chordata; Mammalia; Artiodactyla; Balaenidae
Gene: RBM39
Product: RNA binding motif protein 39
Exons: 19
Coding region: 565-2142 (525 amino acids)
Biological process (GO): mRNA processing
Cellular component (GO): nucleus
Molecular function (GO): RNA binding
Source: RefSeq, a predicted model, not a curated record
UGUGUGUAUGUGUGUUGGUGAAUGUGAGUACGGGGAAGUCGCGGCCGCCAUUUCAGAGAGCUUGCCGACGCUGCCGCAGGGGUGGAUCCUCCGCUGCCGAAGCCGCCGUCCUGAACUCCCGCGCGGGCUCCUCUAAUCCCAUUGUUUCUUUUAGAUUCGCUUGGGCCUAUCCGCCCUCGGAGCUCGAAAUUCGGGCUGGGUGGUACUGCGGCCUGGGCCUAGCGGCUUAACAGUAGCAACAGCGGCGGCAGUAGCAACCCCCCUUUUUCCGAAUACGAGCACCGCAGGGGCCCCGAAAGCCCGCACAGGCGUUCAGAGAAAAUGGCAGACGAUAUUGAUAUUGAAGCAAUGCUUGAGGCUCCUUACAAGAAGACUUGCCUAACGAUAUCUCACCUCUACUCCCAUGAAUUCACCUUUGAUUCCAGUGUGAACUGUCAAUCAUAAGGGCGAGAUGUGUGACAGAGGUGGCAUCAAGCUCUUACAGUCCCAACCCUCCAACGGAAAUGGGCGAAGAUCUCAGGAAUGGCAUCGGUCACAGGAAAUCGAUAGUGGCUGGCUGCUAGCAUGGCCACAUGGGGCUUAGGCAGAAAUAGAGCCAUGGAUGAGAACAAGUUGAGCAGUGCCAACGGCCAUGAAGAACGUAGCAAAAAGAGGAAAAAAAGCAAGAGCAGAAGUCGUAGUCAUGAACGAAAAAGAAGCAAAAGUAAGGAACGGAAGCGAAGUAGAGAUAGAGAAAGGAAAAAGAGCAAAAGCCGUGAAAGGAAGCGAAGUAGAAGCAAAGAAAGGAGACGGAGCCGUUCAAGAAGUCGAGAUCGCAGAUUCAGAGGCCGCUACAGAAGUCCUUACUCCGGACCAAAAUUUAACAGUGCCAUCCGAGGAAAGAUUGGGUUGCCUCAUAGCAUCAAAUUAAGCAGACGACGCUCCCGAAGCAAAAGUCCAUUCAGAAAAGACAAGAGCCCAGUGAGGGAGCCUAUUGAUAAUCUGACUCCUGAGGAAAGAGAUGCAAGGACCGUUUUCUGCAUGCAGCUGGCAGCAAGAAUUCGGCCAAGGGAUUUGGAAGAGUUUUUCUCCACAGUAGGAAAGGUUCGAGAUGUGAGGAUGAUUUCUGAUAGAAAUUCAAGACGUUCCAAAGGAAUUGCUUAUGUGGAAUUUGUCGAUGUUAGCUCAGUGCCUCUAGCAAUAGGAUUAACUGGCCAGCGGGUUUUAGGAGUGCCAAUCAUAGUACAGGCGUCACAGGCAGAAAAAAACAGAGCUGCAGCAAUGGCAAACAAUCUACAAAAGGGAAGUGCUGGACCUAUGAGGCUCUAUGUGGGCUCGUUACACUUUAACAUAACUGAAGAUAUGCUUCGGGGGAUCUUUGAGCCUUUUGGAAGGAUUGAAAGUAUCCAGCUCAUGAUGGAUAGUGAAACAGGUCGAUCCAAGGGAUACGGAUUUAUUACGUUUUCUGAUUCAGAAUGUGCCAAGAAAGCUUUGGAACAACUUAAUGGAUUUGAGCUAGCAGGAAGGCCAAUGAAAGUUGGUCAUGUUACUGAACGUACUGAUGCUUCCAGUGCUAGCUCAUUUUUGGACAGUGAUGAACUGGAAAGGACUGGAAUUGACUUGGGAACAACUGGUCGUCUCCAGUUAAUGGCUAGACUCGCAGAGGGUACAGGCUUGCAGAUCCCACCAGCAGCACAGCAGGCUUUGCAAAUGAGUGGCUCUCUGGCAUUUGGUGCUGUGGCAGAAUUCUCUUUUGUUAUAGAUUUGCAAACAAGACUUUCCCAACAGACUGAAGCUUCAGCAUUAGCUGCAGCUGCCUCUGUUCAACCUCUUGCAACACAGUGUUUCCAACUCUCUAACAUGUUUAACCCUCAAACAGAAGAAGAAGUUGGAUGGGAUACAGAGAUUAAAGAUGAUGUGAUUGAAGAAUGUAAUAAACAUGGAGGAGUUAUUCAUAUUUAUGUUGACAAAAAUUCAGCUCAGGGCAAUGUGUAUGUGAAGUGCCCAUCAAUUGCUGCAGCCAUUGCUGCUGUCAAUGCAUUGCAUGGCAGGUGGUUUGCUGGUAAAAUGAUAACAGCAGCGUAUGUACCUCUUCCAACUUACCACAACCUCUUUCCUGAUUCCAUGACAGCAACACAACUACUGGUUCCAAGUAGACGAUGAAGGAAAAUAUAGUCCCUUAUGUACAUAGCUUUUUUUCUUUCUUGAGAAUUCAUCUUGAGUUAUCUUUUAUUUAGAUAAAAAUAAAGAGGCAAGGGUCUACUGUCAUUUGUAUACAGUUCCUGUUACCUUGAAAAAAUAAAAAUGUUAACAGGAAUGCAGUGUGCUCAUUCUCCCUAACUAGCAAAUCCCACUGUAUACAAAGCUGUUCUCUUGUUCUGCCUUUUAAAUGUACAUGUAGAAAAUUACAUUAAGGAUCUAUAGGAAUAGCUCUAGGGGAACAAAUGUGCUUAACAUAAAAAGGCAGACAGGGAUGUAAUGAUGUUUUUAAUGUUUCAGAAGCCUAACUUUUUACACAGCAGUUACAUUUCACUAAUGUUGAUAUUUGGUUAAUGGUUUAGCAGAGGUUUCUGGAAUACAUAGUUUAUGGAAAUUCAAGACAGCUAAAAGGGCUGUUUGAUUAACAUCUCAUCUUGCAUUCUGAUCAACUGGCAAGAAAAGGAGAUUUCAAAAUUACAUUUCUGGAUGGUAUCUUUUCAAUUAAUGUAUCUGUAAAAGUUUCUUUGUAAAUAUUAUGUGUUCUGGUGUGUCUGAGAUUCCAAACAAAAUGAUCCCUGCAUUUCCUCAAGAUGUUUAGUGACAGUCGGGUAAGCAAAGCAGUCUGAGCAAGAAAUAGGAAAUGCAGAAAUAGGUUUUGUCUGGUUGCAUAUAAUCUUUGCUCUUUUUAAGCUCUGUGAGCUCUGAAAUAUAUUUUUGGGUUACUUCAGUGUGUUUGACAAGACAGCUUGAUAUUUCUAUCAAACAAAUGACUUUCAUAUUGCAACAAUCUUUGUAAGAACCACUCAAAUAAAAUUCUCUUA